Messenger RNA from Klebsormidium nitens, 3523 nucleotides. The record is from the annotation of a GenBank genome assembly. NCBI's taxonomy places the organism in Eukaryota, Viridiplantae, Streptophyta, Klebsormidiophyceae, Klebsormidiales, Klebsormidiaceae.
GGCAGGGAGUCGGAGCUGUUGCACAAGGGAGCGGUCUGUUGGAGCUGUUGCUAUUGCCUGGAAUUGAACGCUUGAUCGUUACAAAAUGCUGUAGGUGAGGAUCCGUAGAUAAAUCCGUCCAUCACAUGUACACUUUUUCUUUGCCCUCUGGGCUAUACCGAAAGAAACCAUCUACCGAAAGAAACCAUUUGCUAGACGAUCAAUUUUCUGGACAGGGUCCAGCUAGCAUACCAAGCAAGCCGGCUGAUCAGUGCUCCUGUAGGCACUGCGUCUCUUGACAGGUAGACCACCUUUUGCAGGGACUUCACACAAGGGGGGGCAACAUCUCUGUUUGAAAAUUUGUGACCUGCCGCAGUCAUUUGUUCAGUGCUCGCAUGUUCGUUUCUGUAGCAGACUACAUGAGACGGUGAGCGGAGGUUGGUUAGAGCAACGUAGUCAGACUCAGGGGUAAGGACAAUCUUCAGGAGCUUUGCAACAUCUUUGUUGCAUGCCGAAGGCCCACUUCGCCCAGCUUGCUCUGACAGAUGGCAAACCCGGCUGAAUCUGAGGUUCCGGAAACCAGUCACAGCGCUCCAGGUGGCGCCGCAGCGGCCAUGGAGCUGAUCGCUGAGCUGGAGGAGCGGCUGGAGAAGGCGCAGGCAGAAAAGGAGCGUCUGCAGAGGGACGUUGAUGAGCUGUGCAAGCAGCAGGUGGGGCAGGGGCUUCUGGGGGUGGCCUUUGGGUCUUCGGAGGCCGUCGCAAGGAUACACGCCCGGAGGGUGAGUGGCUUGGAGGAUCAGAUACGCGGUUGGAAGGCCCAGAACCAGGAAUUGACCAAGCAAGCCGCUGAGAUGCAAGCUGAGAUUCGGGAGCUGCACCGCACAAAGACCAUCGCCCAGCAGGCGCUGCGCGACGCCGACGAGCGCGCACGGCUGGCGCGCGCCGACGUCGCCCACUUUCAGAACCAGGUCGCGGCGGCGCUGGGGCAGCGGGACGAGGCGCUGCUCGAAGCCGACCAGGCCAAGGAGCGGUGUGAAAAGGCGCUAAGCGAGUGUGAAGCGGCUCAAGAGCGGUGUGAAAAAGCAAUCCAGGAGAGGGAUCGGUUAGGAACAGAGCUGGCGGAGUUGAAGGCGGAGGUGGGCCGGUUUCUGCACGAGGGGGGUGAAAGUGGGGCCCUAAGGAGCCCCCCGGAAGCGAUUGGGCAGGACGCGGCGGAGGGGAUGUGCCAGGAAUGUGGGAGAGGAUCGUCCAGGCGGGAAGAGGAAGGAGGGGCGGAAGAGUCCGAUGUAAACGACGAGGCGGUUAGCGAGGAAGAGCAAGACACGGCUAGUGAAGGAUCCUUCGACGAAGAGUCGGUUAAUGCAGGACGAUUGGGAGAAGACGCUUCUGAACCAGGAGAAGCAAGUGACGGAUGUUUGAACGUCCAGAAAGGGACGCCAGGGGAGGGCUUCGCUAGUGAAGCUUAUGAAGCGGAGAGGCGGGCGAUGCAUGAGAGAGUGGAAAGCUUGGAGGAGCAAUUGCGGCUGGUGACGGAAGAAAGGGAGUUGCUCAGGAAUGAGCUAGAGGCCUCAAAACGGGAAGAAAAAGAUGGGGGUAAUUUGAGAGCUGCUGUUGGGACGGUGGCUGAGACGCAAUUCGUUGGAGGAGUUGUUAAGAGGAAGGGUGUAGAGACGCAGAUAGGAACGGCCGCAGAUGCAUCGGCAUCAGAAGAAACGGAGGCCGAGUUGCGGGAAUCGACCACAACAGCGCUCGGCAAAGAAACUCAUACAGAAGCAGAGUCGGAAGUAGAGCGAGAGAAACGAGAGCCGGUACGCGCAGAGUCACUGCCACGUGUCAACGUUUUCGACGUCGAUGCGCUCGGCGCAGGGCUUGUGAGUGCCAGCUCGGCUUUGCAAGCGCAGCUGUCGCAGCUUCUGAACGAGCCGGGAGUUGCGUCUGUGCUCGAAGAAACUGCAGAACGGGCGAUAGCCAGUCAAGAACUCCCGGAAAGUGCCACGUCAUCGGCCGAAAAUAGGUCUCUGGAUCUGUCCCUUUCCUCUACCCACCCCUGGAAACUUCCUCGGCCGAACAGGGUCAGCGAGCUCGACGAGUCUGCUAACCUUGGCGCAACCUCUUCAGUCAACUCACACAAAGCGAGCGAAAGCCCCUCGGAUCAACCUUCAGCUCCCAGCAAUAGUAGCUCCGAUAAGCCCCCAGACUCCGGCAAUAGUCGACUAGGAGGUCUAUCCAACUCCGACGGCUUAUCGGCGAUUCCUGGCGAAGAGUUCGAUGUGCGGCGCGCCCUCGCACAGGCAGCACAGGAAAAGGUCGCGGCCCUAGUUCUGCUGAGUCAGCAAGAGGAGCGGCACGAGAUGGAGGCGCGCCAAACCCUAAACCUCCACGCGCGACUCGGGGAGGCGCAGGAGCGGCUCGCGGACGUGGUCCAGGAGAAGGUCGCGGCGCUGCUCGAAGUAGCGCAGUUGAGGGAAGAGGUUAAGAAUCUGAAGGACUCGGAGAGGCGGCUCUCCGCUCUGAUCCAGCAGCAGCAGGGGGUCAGCUCGCUCAGUAGCAGGCUGCUCCCCGCAGUCUGGUCCAAACCCCCCGCGGCAAAAGACGGGGCAAAAGAAAGCGGCCAGGGAAACAGUGCCAGAUCGCCCGCCGUCAGCCCGUCUCCCAGCGCCGUGUCAUUGGAAGAGCAGGAACGAACUGGCCCCACUAGCCCCAGCUGGUUCUCCGCCAAGCCCGCCUCCGCCCCGACCAGCCGCCGGCAUUCCGGCAAUGGAACCGGAACCGGAACCGGAACGGACCCCCAACAGAAGAAGCCCAAUUGGUACCGGGGCUGGAUCCCCCGGGGUGACGUCAGCAAACGCCCUGCGAGAAGCGAGGGAUGGAGCAGCGGGGACGAGGGGGGGGGUGACGUGGCGCGCCUGCGGGUGGAAUUUGCAGCGCUCCAGGAGAGAGUCGCGACGGUGGAUCGGCUGACGGCGUCGGUGCAUAAGCUGCGGACCAGACUCGCGGGGGCUGUAAGCGGAGUCCCCAACAUCGAUAGCCUAUCCUCCUCCCAAAGCGUAUCCCAUGUUCGCGCCGCCCUUGAGACCAUCGAAGCAGUGGCGACCGAGGCGGGGCAGCUUAAGACUGCGCUGGGGGGCUCUUUGCCAGUAAGUUACUCGGAAGAGGGGGGGUACUCCACCAGCGAAAACGAGGGGGUAAAAACGGGAACGCGCGAUGUGAUGGAUACUGCAGCGGCGGCGGGGGUUGAAAUGGCGGAACUGAUCAUAGCAACGGCGGAAGUGCAACGGGGGGUCUUGCAGAAACUGCUUGAGAAUGAUUCCAAGGGAUCCCCUCAGAGUGGUGGGUUAUUGGCGUGAUAGGAUGGGCUCGCCGGGGCAGUUUGUCUGAGAAGGUUCCUGGGGGCGCUUGAGAAGAGGGUGCAGCGCAAUCUAUGAGCGUCCAGUCGGGCGCUGCGACAUGCGUGUGGCGAUGCGCCUGCCUUCCUGGAACAGCCGGAGAAUCUAGUGAACCGGUCGUUUACGGCCGCGCGAGCUUUCCUUUCCAGAUGCACCCU